Lingula anatina is the source of this 2364-nucleotide messenger RNA. Its product is annotated as ciliary microtubule inner protein 1. The record is from RefSeq and is a predicted model, not a curated record. NCBI's taxonomy places the organism in Eukaryota, Metazoa, Brachiopoda, Lingulata, Lingulida, Lingulidae.
GUUUCUAAGGCGUGCUUGGGUUGUUGACAACGCGCACCUGCAUGGCGGAACUGUGCUGAGUCUCAGCUCGAAGUCACUCACAAUUUUAGAAUGGCUGCAGCCGCGCAAUCCCAAGGGAAACAGGUGGCAGGCUGUAACUAUGUCGCUCUGGACGAAAUCUGGAAGGACCACAUUCAUUUGGAAGUGUCAGCCUCUAAACAGUGGCCAGAGAGUUGGGGAUUCCUCAGCCAAAGAUAUGAGGAUCUGGUGCAGGGUGAAGUGACGAAAAAAACGCGAACAGAACGCCACGUUCCAACACCACUUAGACUUCCUCCUAUUACACCAAUAGAAAAAAUCAUCAAUGUCAAACCAUCUCCAAAGCCCUUCCCAAUGACGACAGCACGCACCAUAGGCUGGCGCUCCUCCCGGCCAGAGUAUGCGUUGGAGAGGUACGGGAGAUAUGCCAAUCCUAAGGGAGGACUAAUAAAACAGCUGAACUGGCCACUAGAUGGCAUUGAUUAACAUCAAACAGGACAUUCCAUCUCCCAUGCAUUCUUGGCGUAUAUGUGUGUAAAUAUAACAUACAAACUCAGUUUAAUUUGGUCAAUUUUUUGUUAAGUAUUGUAAGUGAGACGCAACACUCAAAUCAUCCACACGGCAUUAGGUGCUGCCCAUCAUUAUUGCUUUCCCCGUAUAAAUAAAGUCUGGACAUUUAAUAAUAGACUGAAGAUUUAAUCUUUAGGUCAGACAAGUUCAGCAACUUUGUUAGGGCUGCUGUAUAUAUAGUGGGGGAGUUCCUUCUUAUUUUACCAGGUUAAGUAAAUGUAUGAUGAUCAUAAAAAAUUGCAUGUAACAAGGCAUUAGAGAUGUGUUUUUGGUACUCUUAUCAUGAUCAAAAAUUGCGUAAUAUGUGUCACGUGAUGUAGUUAAUGUCAAUUAAGUAGAUGAAUUGAUGCACAUCAUCACAAAAUUCAAUGAUAAAAGUCAUCAACAAAAACUUUCCAGCAACUCAUUAAAACCUAACAUCAGCAGAAGUUAAUUAAAGUAAUUACCAAUGAGUCAGUACGUAGUGAUUAAGUCAUUUUCUCAAAAUAGCGAUAUAUAAAUAAAUAAAGAUACAAAGAAAAGAGGAUAAUUGUCCCACCUGGAGUCAAUUCAGUACCAAUUUUCUCAGUUCUUUUGGGUUUAUUUGUGAUUAUCUAAGGUCGUGGUAUCAAAAUUAUCAUCAUUUAUUAUUUGCCGUUCGAGGCUUCUCAUAUUAUUAGAAUGUAAACUUGUGUAAUCGAUACCCUCAGACUCAGACAAAAAAAAUCUUGGAAAAUCAUGCAUACACAGUGACAUUGGGUACAAAAAUGUUUGCAAAUUUUCUUCGGUAAAGUAAUGUUAAACAAACAAUAGAUAUUUGUCAGUCUUAUAUAACUUUAAGGAAUAAAGGAUUACCCCUCACUAAAUACCUCAGCUCAAAAUAUUAUCUUAUGUGCAUUAUUCAAUGACAUAAUAUGUUGACGUAAGUGGUUGCCACCACAUUUUCAUAUUCAUAAUGCAUUAGAAACAAAAUGCCUUGACAACCAAGCAUCAAUUUUCCACGUUUAACUGAGCUUGUAUUUUAUAUUACAUGUAAAGUCAACUGCAUACUUUGACUAUUUGCUCACGAUUCUCUCUGGGAUUCUUUGUGAUAGACGUGCUCACAAAUGGCUUAAGUUUUGGAAAAAAAACCUGUUUUCUUACAUUUUCAUCUUCAUGUCUAGGGCAUCCAUUAUUGUGUUUCUAGGUGCGACAGAAUUAAGUACAGAUGACUAGAAAAGAAUUUGCGUCACUAAAUAAUUGCAUAAUAUUGCAUCUGCGUUUAAAACUGGAGAAACUUAAAUUGUAACAAAAUUCAAAACAGUUGACAGAAAAGUAGUAAAGCCAGGGCCUUUUAGCCCAAGUUGGUUUAAAUCUCUUGAUUUGAACCACAUUUCAUUAAUACAUGAUUUCUUUUAGUACCAGUUUGUGUAUGUAUUCAUAUAGGUUAAACUGAAGAACUUCAUAAAUACUCUGAAAAAUAAGUUGUCAUCUUGUAUCAUUUGUGUCAUGUACCAGUUAGUGACAGUUACCUUUUGGACAGAUCAUUUCCUAAUGGAACUGGUGUGCAUAAUUUGGCAAAAAAGGCAUUUUUAAUGCAAAUUUUCCACCUGUCAGCAAUGAUACAAAUCUUCUCAAGAUGUUGUUCUUUUUUUCAUUAUUUAUUUAUCAAGACAAUCUUAGAAUCAUCAUUAUGACAGCUUUCAUGUUUUGGAAUUGUAAAUUGUCUGACAGAGGACUCUUGCCAAGUCUGAAAGACAACAUUCUUAAGUGGACUAUUUCUUCAUGUGAUCACUUACAGCAAUAAAUAUUUAAAGUUUU